AUGGGAUUUCUACGCUUCCUAAACGAAAUUGGGGUGCAAGGCAAUGGCGGGCCGACCCACGCUGUGGCAACCGAUGGCUCCUACGUUGCCUACGCAAUCCCCGGUGGCCCCCGCGUGGAGCUGCACUGCCUGGUUCCAGGAUACGGAUCCGGAUCUGGGUCGCGCCCGGAUCGCGGUCCUGCCUACCGCCCGCCCGUCCAGCUGGUGUCGGAAAUGCAGCAGCGGCCCAUCAUCUGUCUGUGUUUCGGAGCUGGGGCCUUAGGCACCAGCGACCCUGCACCCGCCACACACCCUCACGGCCGCCAUCCGGCUAGGGCUGUAGCUGCAACAACUGUGCAGCCGCCGUCCGUGCUGUUCUGCGGCUCGUGGGAUGCCGUGGUGGCCUGGAACGUGACGGCGGUGGUUGAGGCGGUGGGCCGGGGGCAGCCACCGCCCCCGCCGAUUCAGGUGAUGUCGGAUCAGGGCCCUGUGUACUGCAUGACGUACAGUGCCAGCUUGUCGUACUUGGUUGUGGGCACUGGUGCUGACGUCAACAUAUUUGACGUACGCACCUUUCGACACGUAUUCCGGUAA
Molecule: messenger RNA, 573 nt
Organism: Volvox carteri f. nagariensis
Lineage: Eukaryota; Viridiplantae; Chlorophyta; Chlorophyceae; Chlamydomonadales; Volvocaceae
Exons: 4
Coding region: 1-573 (190 amino acids)
Molecular function (GO): protein binding
Source: RefSeq, a predicted model, not a curated record